AUGCGUACUCGAUCGCAGCCAAUUUCCCCAAGCGGGUUUCAGUCGCUGGAAACCGUUCCUCGCAGGAGGAAGACGACGGCUUCCAAGACCACCAAAACCACCAAAACCACGAAGCCCACAAAGGAGGCAAGUGCCAAAGUCGAGAAAAAGAAACCCGGAAAGCGCGGUCCCAAGAAAACAUUGAAGAAAACGGCGGCUAAAUCCGAGGAAACCACGACCACAGCUGAAAACAGUAACGACGCCCCCGCGCCUGCGCCUACCGACAACACUUCCGUGAACGAGUCCCCACAGGAUGUUAAUGACGUUGCGACAAGUCUAGAACCGGUUGAACAACCUACAACAGAUAAAUGUGAGCAGCCAACUUUUUCUUCAACUUCUCCCUCAACAGAGCCCACACCCGUGGACGCUCGCCCCAUUUCUGUAGAUACAGCAGCCCCUUCUUCAAUUUCUACCCUGCAGGUUGGAUCCCAGGAUGAGCAUUGGCAACCCCCCUCUGCAAAUUCUUUACCUAGAAUCAGUGCAUCUACUCCACCUGUAAGGUUUGCCCCGCGACAACGUGGAAGCUCGAUUCUCGAGGCAAAUUCCACAUUUUCUUCUUCUGUGAGCUAUCCAUCUACACCAACGGAAAAUCAUCGGGAGUCAAGCUCAAGCGCUGCGGGUCAGAUCCCCGCCACCAACUCUUCAAGCACUCCCAGAUUAUUUGAACGUCCUACGCGCCGUUCGUACCCCCCAAUUUCACUUUCAGGCCCUGGACCUUCUAGACCCACUUGUCGUUCUUUUACUUCUUCUCUGGAUCGUUCGGACCCUCAGAGGGCCUGGCGAUCAGGAACUGACCGUUUCUCACCUUCUUCUCAACUCCGUGUCUCUCAAGGCCAGCAAGCUGGACUUGGAUUAAAUCUUUCUCAAAAUUCUCGCUCGUCUAGGUUGGACGUCUCUCGCAUAGGCUUGGAAAAUUACUCCACUUCACAAUCUCUGUCACAAUCCACGGCGCGAAGAUCUCAGAGUCCAUUAGAACGAGCAGCCUCCGCUUUAAAUCCUGAUGGUGCCCUCAUCUUUGAUCUGAAUACGCCUCAACCAGCUGACAGAGCCCCUCAUUCAAUUCCUCAGUUUUCCUAUCCUCUCCACUCUUCCCUUUUUGCACCCCCAGUUGACCCCUGUCAGAGUCCACUGGCGUCUACUCAAGCCAAUGCUAGACCUUCCACCCCCCAAAGUUCUUUCUAUGAUUCCCCUGAUUCUAGCCCCUUUGAAUCAAUUGUUCGAGACCGCCUUUACCGUACCUGGGAAUCUCGGAUAGCUCCAAGAGCUUCCCGCACUGCAUCUCGCAUUUCCGAUAACAUCCUACCAAUUGCUACACCGCCUAGGAUGACAACCUCGAUAGGGACGCAGACAUCACCUACCCUAGCUUCGGAGAUAGUCCCUAAAUGCGCAUGUUGUUCUGCGAUACUGAUCUGCCCCAAUAAUAAACAUCAUGUUAACGCUGCUUUUGGAGUCGACCAACCCAAGAAUCAGAAAACGCUAACAGAAAAUACAGCUUCACCCCGUAAGAAGCGAGCACGACGACGAGAUUAUUCAAGCGAUGACGAUGGCGAUUUGCGAUCCUCGAAGAAACGCCGCGAUGCCGUAACUUCGUCUAUUGCGCACCACAGGCAGCGAAGAGUGACACCAUAUGCCGAACGAUCCCGUCGCAGAGCAGUCGAAAGCCAAGGCCGGAUUGAUAAAACACUUUUCCGCAUUCCUCAACUAAUCGCUCAAAACAAUGCAGAUCGAGAUACGACUGGCAAUGAUAAGGUAGACGAUGCUGAUGUCGAAGAACCAGCAUGGGAUGUGCUCAACCAGAUGCGAGCAGAUGCAGCAGAAUUAUCAGAUCAAGAGCAAGCACAGACUCUCGAGGCCCCUCAGACCCCAACCCGGAACUGGGACAUUCGAGGGCUGUUUAAUUCAGUCCCUAGGUCGAUUUCAAAGUUCAUUCCAACGUUCAGUCUUUCUCCGGUGCGAACAGGGUCGUCUAUUGAAGUAUCUUCGACACCACCGGAGGCUGGAGGGAGACCUGCCCUAUCCAUGCCAGUGGUGAGUACUCCGGAUCAGAGUGAGCCAUCUGAACAACCUGAGCAAACUCCGGAGUUAGAGCAUUUGACAUAUUCCCUUUUCCCGCAACCACUAAACCGGCGCCAGCUGUUGGGAACCCCCCCCGAUGUUCGAUCCCCACAGAAGGGAGCCCAGAAAGGUAUCGUGACCGAAACGACCGUUUCUAAGGAAACUACAAAUAGCAACACGCAACACGCGCCCGAAGAUGAAAACAAUAACAAUAACAACGGUAGCAAUGAUGACUCGAUACCCGAAGAUAUGACUACGUUUGGCACUGAGCAAGAUCCACGCCCCAUUCCACCCACAGAACAACCUGCUAUUCGAGGUAUCUUACGUGGUACAAAGCGCGUUCGUUUUGAUGCUAGCCCAGAAAACACUCCAUCUAAGCUUCGACUCCGCCAUCCCCAACCUCAAACCGUCGAUGAUAACCAAAGAAUGAUCGAGGAACAAGGUUCAUCUCUUUCUUCCACAGACGAUGCCAUGGAUAUCUCCAGCGACCAUUCUACAGGCGAACCGUCAGCGUCUACACCGCCUGUCAACCCUCAAGCCCCUCCAUCUGAAUCCUCAGGAGAUCCUCAGCCAUCCCCCCCCUCUUCACCAAUCAUUCGCCCUAACCCUUUUGGAACCUACUGCCUAGACUACGAUAUGUUUUCAGACGAUGAUGAUUUAUAUGAGGAGGAAAUUGCCGCUGAACAGGCAGCUGCAACUGAAGCCGCAGCAGCUUCAAGCUCCAGCACUGACAUCACCGAGAGUCAAGCACCCACGACAUCUACUCAGGCUCGUGACAUUAUCCCCUCCUCCUCUCAGCAAACACCAGUUGCGGAACACCAACCUUCUGAAUCAAGAGGUGCCUCUCAGUCAUCGUCCACGACUCCUGAGACUGCGCCUGCUGAUUCUCAAACAUCCCAACAGCCUUCUAUGUUCGCUAUUAAUUGGACGCAACCUCCACCGCCUCGCCCGACGCCGGCUCAUGCGUCGCUGCCAACGCAGCCAAUCACACCCGUUGGCGCGGACGCUGUUGCCAAGCUCCGUUCACAGGCCGAAAAGUACAAGCCGAAGCUCCCUAGUGGGCUUCGUGCUUCUCGCCGGUACUCUUCCAGUCCGCUGUCAGCUCCAGACAGCGGCGACAACAUGACCUCGCGUCCUGAACGUUUUGAGCCGUUGGUGGAUUCCCCUCCGCCACAUCUCAACACCCGUGAGCAAUGCCAAGCCACGGAAGCCAAGGGGGAGGCUUCCGCGGGCGACAAGGAAAACUCCAGCGGGGGGUCGCUGGAGCAAAGCUCAUACGUACCAAACCCUCGGAUGAGGCAAUUGGUACGUGAGAUGUGGUUGGAGGAGGAUGAUGAGGCGGCUGAUGAGGUGUUCAGUCGCGAGUUCCGGCGAUUCCGCCGGGAGAGAUCCCGGUUGGAGGAGUCGGAGCUGCAAGAGGAGGAGGGGGGGGAGGAGGGGGGGGAGGAGGGGGGGGAGGAAGAGGAGGGGGCAGCUCACAUCGAGCCCUUUAACCUGGGUUCGUAUGAUGAGUUUUGCCGGAGUUUUGAGGAGUAUAGGCGGCGGCGGGCCGCCUAG
Molecule: messenger RNA, 3651 nt
Organism: Blastomyces gilchristii SLH14081
Lineage: Eukaryota; Fungi; Ascomycota; Eurotiomycetes; Onygenales; Ajellomycetaceae
Exons: 2
Coding region: 1-3651 (1216 amino acids)
Source: RefSeq, a predicted model, not a curated record